Suillus subaureus is the source of this 610-nucleotide messenger RNA. RefSeq lists its product as uncharacterized. The coding region runs from base 67 to 534 and encodes 155 amino acids. The record is from RefSeq and is a predicted model, not a curated record. The transcript is spliced from 4 exons. NCBI's taxonomy places the organism in Eukaryota, Fungi, Basidiomycota, Agaricomycetes, Boletales, Suillaceae.
GUGAAGAACAGUCACGUUGUCCCUGACUUUGUUCAGAUCCUUCGCCGUAUCAAGCUGCCGCUUGUGAUGCCCCCGGUCAUCGAACGUGAAAAAGUUAUUUGCUUCGUCGAGAUCAAGCCAAAGAGCCUUCGAGCCAAAGAUCCUUUUCCGACUGCUGAGGUGCAGCUUUCCCGUCAAGCUUACUAUGCAUUUAUGGCAGACUCGACGCUCACGACCAUUGGCGCAAUCCUUGCAUUUGGCAGUAUUUGGAGAUACGUGGAGUUCCCACGGCCUCCCAUGCACCUUGCUAGCAGCUGGUCAGAGUCUAAGGACCCUACCUUCGGAAGACAGUCUCCCUCGCAAUCCCUGCUCCCGCGGGUACCCUCCUAUCUAUCGCAGCUAAGUGGAAACAAACAUGCUUCUUUUGACUUGUCGGAUUCUAGAGGGUUAUCGGAGAUCGCGGUCUUUUUUGAUGUCAAAAUUGUGUUCUUUUCAAUGGAUAUAGAGCAAUUCCUACUCAAAAUUGGAUUAUUCGGAAGACCACACGACUUUUGAUCAAUAUGUUCUCAAGAAUUGAUCCUGCUGCCUUCUUGAGCGCGACGUGCGAAUCUCGACUUCAAGGAAAUGGAGA